AUGAAAGAGGGAGGCUUAUCUCCCUCCUCCUCCACCUCCUCUCUCGCUCUCGCUCUCGCUCUCGCUCUCUUCCCUUCGUCUUCUUUUCUUCUGUACAAUGGCGAGAGGAACGGACAAACUGGUUCGAUUUGUGAAGUUCAAGGCGGACAUCUACACGAAGAUAUUCAAGGCCAAGUAUGCUACUCCCCUGCUGGACCUGCUGGGACUUCCCUUCCGCCUCGUCGUCUCCCCUUUCACCCUCGCCUUCGACAUCGCCGGCUCAGCCCCUCGUGGCUUCGGCAUCCCGGAGUUCGUGUCCCGUCUCUCCUUCUCCGCCAUCUUCGCUAUUGCGACAUUUGGUGCCUAUGACAUUGCUCUAGAAUUGGGGAAGAAGGUGUUAUGUCAGAGGAACUGUCGAACAUGCAAUGGAUGGAACGCCUUGCAAUGCACAAUGUGCAAAGGCACCGGAAGGGUCCAAUAUCAAGUGAAAAACUAUUCUUUGAAAAGUGGGCAGAAACCAACAGCUGAUUCUAUUGCAGAAGCUGUUGCAGAUAAUAGGGCAGAAUUAGUUCAUCUUCCUUCUUCUCUGGAGCUGCCGCUUGCAUUGCCUACCAAAGACUGCCCAACUUGCACUGGAUCAGGAGUUAUGGGAUGUCCCGAGUGCCAAAACCGUUUACAAGUCAGAAUAUCUGCAGAUGAUAUCAUGGAGCCGCCUUGGAAAGCAUACAACAUCAUGAAGAAGAUGGAAUUCCCUUAUGAGAAUAUCAUCAAUAGCAUGAGAAAUCCGAAGUUUGCUGAAUUCUGGUUGAUAUCCAUGCCCGAGAUUGUUGGUGGCUUUACCUAUGAUGAUGAUGUGAAGAAGAAAAUAUGGUGGGAAUAUAAGGAGUCUAUGCGGUACGAUCAACUGCGCGAUAUUGUAGCUAUGAGAAAACCUGGUUGGGAGUAUGUUCAAGAUGCACUUAUUUCUAUAGAUCCAGCACGUGCUAGGGAUGAUCCUGUUAUUGUGAAAAACAUCCCUUAUUACAAAGCCAAGAAGGCUCUGGAGGUUGAAGUCAUGAAGCUGGAUGCUCCACCUCGGCCACACAACUGGGGUGAUUUGAAGCUUCCCUUGGAUGGUGCUUCUUGGGCUGAGGAAGACCUUAAAGAUCCCAAGAAACUUUUUGAAAUGACCACUCUUCUCAAUGCACAGAGAGAAAUGGCUGAUAAAAUCUUGGAUGCACAAUGGGAAACGAAAUGGCGGCAAGACAAGUUAAGUGAGCUUUUGGAAGAAAAGGUUCGACCAUUCAUAGAGAAAGGAGAAGGCAUCCUGCCAAAGCCAAUAAUUGUUGAUUCUCAAGUUAAAAAGCUGCAGAGAGAGAAAAGGCGGAAAAGAUGGUGGUUCUUUUGAGUCAAGCUACGCAUGUAACGUUAUGUUGUUUCUAGAUGUGAGGGACUCUGGCCAUAUUACUCGAGGUUCAGUGGUGGAAUUGCUACAAAAUUUUGUCAUUGGGAUUA
Molecule: messenger RNA, 1473 nt
Organism: Nymphaea colorata (pocket water lily)
Lineage: Eukaryota; Viridiplantae; Streptophyta; Magnoliopsida; Nymphaeales; Nymphaeaceae
Exons: 12
Coding region: 98-1366 (422 amino acids)
Cellular component (GO): chloroplast
Source: RefSeq, a predicted model, not a curated record